CAAUACUUAAGUUUCAGUUUAUAUUUGGGGAUGUCCUUGACAACAUAUUUCAACAGAUAAAUGCCAUAAGCUGGCAAACUGAAAUAGUUGCAUCACAGUUAAUCUAUCCAUACAUGUACUGAAGGAAGCUAGAAAUGAUUUUGUUCAACAAACAACUACACAAUGACAGUAGAAGGCAAUAGUAUAGACAGAAACUAAAUGCUGCCCCAGAACAGUGAUCCAAUCUUAGUUUAGCAACCAUAACUAGGCAGGGUAGCAAGCAAUACUCCAACUAUUUAAAAAAAGGGCUGUUUUCAGCCACUUUUGAUCUUCCCAGAUCAAAAAUAUGACAUCAGAGUUGUAUCUGAUGUAUUUAAUAGUGUGUGUGUCUGCUUUACUGUAAACAAACCUUUGGCUUAUACUCUCCAGAUGUCUCUUUUCCCAGUAACACUAUUCAGUUUCUUCUUGAGUGUUAUCCCAUGGUGUUCCCAGGUCAGAUGAGACAUGCAAUCCAUCUAGUCUAUUCCCAGAUCUCCUCCCAGUUGGGCAUACCUAGAAAACCUUCCAAAAGAGGUGCCCAGGAGACCUUUUUAUCAGAUGGCUAAAUUACCUCAGCUGGCUUCUUUCAUAGUGGAGCAGCGACUUUGUUAUGAGCUCUGAGCUCUCUGUCUUAGUCCAGCCACCCUAAGGAGGAAACCUAUUUCAGCUGCUUGUAUCUGCAACCUCAUUCAUUCGAGUGUGAUCAUAGGUCGGAGUUUGAUUUUUUGGCUUGCAACUCAGCUCUCUCUUAACCAUGACAGUUCAGUUCAAUUUUAUUUAUAUAGCGCAGAUUCACAGUCUAUGCCAUCUCAAACCACAAAUUACAAACAAUGAACAGAGAAAACCCAACAGUCCAAAGUUCCCUUUGGAUUCCCUAUGAGCAACAGCAGGAAGGAGCAAAAAACCCUGGGAUAGGGAGAGGAAAAGAAAACCUCCGACAGAACCAGGCUGAGAGAAGACGGCCAUCUGCCUUGACUGGUUGGAUGAGAGUGGGGAUGAGGGGGUGGGGAUGGUAGGAUAGCAGGUGGUGAGGCCAGCGGCUGCAUAUCAGAGACAUGUAGCUCCAGAUCUAGUACCGUAGGUAUAAAGACAUUCUGGGAGAGAACACGCACAGGACACAAGACUUUGGGGGAAAGACAAGUGACAUGAAUGGUGACAUUUAACAGUAUAGAGAGAGUAGAGGAGAGGAGCCCAGUCCAUCAUGGGAAUCUCCUGGCAGUCUAAACCUAUAGCAGCAAAAUUAAGGGACAACUCAGGUGAUCCCAAGCAGCCCUAACUAUAAUCUUUAUCAAAUAGGAAAGUUUUAAGUAUAACCUUAUAAGUAGAGAGGGUGUCUGCCUCACGAAUCCAAACUGUGAGCUUAUUCCAAAACAGAGGAGCCUGAUAGCUGAAGGCUCUGCCUCCCAUUCUGCUUCUAAAAACUCUGGGAACUACAGGAACUCUCAGCAGUCUGAGAGUGAAGGGCUCUGUUAGAUGAUAUCAUACAAUAAGGUCUUUAAGAUAAAAUGGAGCUUGGUCAUUAAGAGUUUUAUAUGUUAGAAUCAGAAUUUUAAAUUCUAUCCUGGAUUUUACAGGGAGUCAAUGAAGAGAAGCUAAUAUGAGAUAAAUAUGAUCUCCCUUACUGGUUCCUUUCAGAACUGUGGCUGCAGCAUUUUGUAUCAGCUGGAGAUUUUUCAGAGAAUUAUUGGGACAUCCUGAUAAUAAGAAACUACAAUAGUCCAGUCUCGAAGUUUGUUGGGAAAUUUCUUCUCUGGUGGAGUCCUAACUUCUCCUGAUAACAGUCGGAGUCAUUUCAUUAAAGUCAAAUUCUUAACUUGCAGCAACUGACUCAAUAUGCACAGGACAGAGUCUCUGAGCAAAUGAUUAAGGACUGUAGGCUACACACAAGCUUCAUAGGCAGGCAUUUGCAUGAGCUGUUGUGCAAUCGCCAUCACACAUUGAUAUUUAGAACAAAGAGGGACUUGUAGUGUGGUUGAACUCAGUUUGUGUCAGUUCCUGCCGUCAGUUCACACAGCUUUGGAGCUCUCAGUAGUUUUCCACAAAUUCAGUAUAAUACAGAGAAUGGUACAUGAAAUCAUCACUCUGAGACAAGAUGUUUCUGAUUUUUACAAUAUUAUGCAGAUGAAAGAAAGCUGUCCUACAAACUUGUUUUAUAUAUAUUUGAACAACAUAUCCUGAUCAAAAAUAACUCCAAGAUUUUUUACAGUAGAACUGUAGGCUAACACAAUGUUAUCUAGAGUAACUAUCUGGUUACUGGUCCAGUACAAUGCCAGUAUUACAGCCGGUGUUGUCCCCAGUCAUCUGCCCCUUUCAUACUCCAUUUUCUCAUCACUCGCUCCCAAAACUAGUCUGCACCACCAGUGGUCUGCCCACCCAGGUGCCUUGCUCUUGCCUGCCGUCAAGCUUACAAUGCACCUGAACCAAAUGCCUAUCACUGGGUGGUGGUCCAAUGUAGCGUUUUCAAACUGUGCCCAACCAAGCCCCAUUGUGUCACCAGGCAUUCACUGGCAAACUCCCCUCCCAUGCUUGGCUCCAGAACGGGACUCCAGUCUCCCUAUUCUGGCAAGGUUGUGCCAUUCCUUGAAUUCAUUGAGGUCUUUGAAUUACUCUUAGUCUAGUAUCUCCCUUAGGAAUAAUUUGCCUUGUGAGACCCCCUCAAGGACUUUUGGCCCAGAUAAUGUAGCACUAUAGCACAAAGGACGACAGGAGCACACUAACUCCUUCAACGCAAUAAGGGGGAGAUUCUUCUGAGGGCCACCCUAACCUAACCCCCUGUUACUUCAAAGGCUAACAGUUAUGCUGUGUUAUUUUGUGUAGUUAUCUGUAACGGUAAAAAUGACUUACUUACUCUGAGUAGUAAUUAUCCAGCAUUGAAGAUGGAAGAGGGGAAAGGAUUCGGACAUUAAGGAUUACUCUAAAGUUUGUUUAAAGCAUUAAAAGGUAACAUGUGGACGUACUUAUCAAAUCACCACUGAAAGCGGCUUACAGUCUGACUGCUAGUUGUCUGACUCAUUUAGCAUUAUUCUAGCUUUCUCGAAACCAACUGAUAAAUGUGCCAGUUAUUGGUGAAUUGCUGAGACUUAUGUGCCUUUGCAACAUACCCAUGCUCAUUUGUCGAAACACUCCAGCAUUGGAUUGGUCAUCAGCUCUUGUGGUGCAGUGUGCACCACUACUUCCAUCAACCUGGAUGCAGAAUGCUUCAUUCAAAAAAAUUUUACCUCAGUAAUAUCCAUUUUAUUCAUUUCAUUGUUCCAUACAGGAAGAUGUCUUAACAUUUUAAUAUUAGGCUAAAUAAACCCUUUUGUUUUACAUUAAAAGGAAUAUUACUGACAAAGUGAGAGUGAGACAAUGCAUGUAAUCCUCUUAGAAGACUUCAGGUGUUAGGCAUUAUGCUGAUCCAUUGUGAAGACUUGCUCUGCGUCCUACAUAAGCCUUUGGUCAUUGCCAACAGUUUUUGUUUGUGCCACAACACCCGACGGUGGAAAUCUGCUUUUGGAGAUUUUAGCACCUCUGACUUUGCAAGACAUUAACUCUAUGGUAAGUUAGUAUUUGUGAUUAAAUACACUGUUUUGUAUGUGCUCUCUGGAUUUGAUGAGGAAAUUAGUCUCGCCCAUUACCACAUAAUAUUUUCCAUUCAUUUAAAGCAUUAUACAGUUUUGGCUGCCUAUGUUGAUGUUUUGCCGUUGUUUGGUGUUAGUCUUUACUUGCAGCUUUAUCAUGCGCUCGGAAAACUCUGAUUAUGCAUGAAGAUGACACUUUCUAAAUGGGCUUAUGAAUAAUGCUAUGCCAGACAAUUAUGUAUAAAGUGCAUGAAGAAUAAUCCCACAUGCUCUCUCUCUCUGCUUUCUUUAAUUUGCAACAGGCUGGGUUUUCUAAGGAGUCGAGGAUGUAACAUGAAUAACGUUGUUGAAGUUGUGAAUUCUGUCAAACUAUGGUCUGUUGGGGAGACAGCUGGACUCUGCCAAAGGCCAUUUAUGCAGCUUAAGUCAGUCUAGCCAGUAGCCAAACUGCUUUGGAGCAAAAAUGUAUUGUACAAGAAAGAAGCGACUUCAGCUGAGCCGGGUCCUAUUUCUCCUCUCUGGGGUUUUCCUCUGUACCCUCUACCAGCUGACCAUUAGUGCCAGACUGUAUGAGCCUUUGCCAAUGCCUCAGAUUGGAGAGGACUUUGAAGAAGGUUCAACAGAGGGGGUUGAGGAGGCUACAGUAGAGCCUGGAGGCCUGGAGGAACCUCUAACUGCAACACAUGAAUUGGAGCCCACAGAUCAAACGACACCAGCGAUGCAUGUGGGGCAUCAGACAGGCACAACUUCAGAUUUCAAAGCAUCCACCACUACUGAAUCUCCACUGUUGCCAACCACAAAUCGGACUAUUGUGCGCUGCAUCUAUGUGGCCCCUGAGCCUCCACCAGAGACACCCACAGCAGCUCCAGCUCCUCCUAUAACCACCAUAAUCCCAGCUACACCUGGUGAAGCUCCACAUGUAAAGGGUGAAUACCCUGAAGACAUCUUUUCUAUUGAAGACCGCAGACGAGGCUGGGUGAUCCUCCACGUUAUUGGGAUGAUGUACAUGUUUGUGUCCCUUGCCAUUGUGUGUGAUGAGUUCUUUGUUCCUGCACUGGGGGUAAUCACAGACAAGUUAGCCAUUUCCGAUGAUGUUGCAGGAGCCACCUUCAUGGCUGCCGGAGGUUCUGCUCCUGAGCUUUUCACCUCCUUGAUUGGAGUCUUCAUCGCCCACAGCAAUGUGGGUAUCGGGACAAUUGUUGGUUCAGCGGUUUUCAACAUUUUGUUUGUGAUUGGAAUGUGCGCUCUGUUUUCUCGGGAGAUUCUUCAUCUGACCUGGUGGCCACUUUUCAGAGAUGUAUCAUUCUACAUACUUGACCUCAUCCUACUGAUUAUCUUCUUCCUGGAUAAUGUUAUAAUGUGGUGGGAGAGCAUGAUGCUGGUGGCCGGUUACACUACCUAUGUCAUUUUCAUGAAGUUCAAUGUGCAACUAGAGCAAGCAUUCAAGACCCAGCUCCACAAACAUAAGAGCAUUGUCAAAGUUAUUGCUGUGGAAGAAGCUGACAAGACAAACGGAGACGGUGAAGAUAAUGCCCCCCCUGCUCCAGAGGACAAGAAUCGGUUAAAGUUAAAACCAUCCCUUCAGCGAGGGGGGAGCUCUGCUUCUUUACACAACAGCACCAUGAGGAACACCAUCUUCCAACUCAUGAUUCACACAUUAGACCCCAUAGGACAGGGAAAAUUUAAGGAUAAGGCUGAAACUCUGAAUAAUGUGGCUAGACGGAAGGCAGAGAGCAAACCUCAAGACAAAGGUGAAGCAGAUGGUGAGGAGAAAAGUGAGCAGACUAAAGCGCCUGAGGCUGCCCCAGCUGCAGAAGCAGAGAAGAAGGAGCAGCCAGAGGACGAGAAGGUACUCUCCUACCAUGUCCAGGUCCUUAUCAAAAAGCCCAGAAGUCAGUCUUUGAUACCUGUCUAUGAGGAUGUACCAGCAAAACAGAAUGGGUCGGGAGGCUCAGAAGACUCUGACAGUGAGGAAGAGGACAGCGAUGAUGACAGUGAUGAGUCCAGUGAAGAUGAGGAUGAUGAUGAAGAAGAUGACACAGAGGAUGAAGGAGAGGAAAAAGAAGAUGAGCCUCUCUCUUUAGAGUGGCCUGACACACGACGUAAGCAAGCCACCUACCUCUUCCUGCUGCCUAUAGUUUUCCCUCUGUGGCUCACAGUCCCUGACGUUCGCAACCAGAAAUCCAGGAAAUUCUUUGUCAUCACCUUCCUGGGCUCUAUUAUGUGGAUCGCUGUCUUCUCCUACCUCAUGGUGUGGUGGGCCCAUCAGGUGGGUGAGACCAUCGGCAUCUCAGAGGAGAUUAUGGGCUUGACUAUUCUGGCUGCAGGGACCUCCAUCCCUGACCUCAUUACCAGUGUGAUUGUGGCUCGCAAAGGCCUGGGGGACAUGGCUGUAUCCAGCUCUGUGGGCAGCAACAUCUUCGACAUCACUGUGGGCCUACCAGUCCCGUGGCUCUUGUACUCAUCCUUUCACGGUUUUGCUCCAGUGGCUGUCAGCAGCAACGGGCUCUUCUGUGCCAUCGUGCUGCUCUUCCUCAUGCUCCUCUUUGUCAUCAUCUCCAUUGCAACAUGUAAAUGGAAGAUGAAUAAGGUGCUGGGUUUCACCAUGUUUCUCCUCUACUUCAUCUUCCUGGUGCUCAGUGUUAUGCUGGAGGAUCGGAUCAUCAUCUGCCCUGUUUCUAUCUGAAAGUGUGAACAGAGGCCUUGUCAACAGCAAAUGUUCUCUCCACUUGUGAGCUGAAGCAGAACUGUUAACCCUUAAAAGUUCGGAUUACAUGAGCAUGGAUCAGGAUAUCUAUAGAAACCAUUCAGAACGCUACUAUAGUUGCUCUGCAUUGUGGCUGGUAUGUCAGCAGCAAUACACAUACGACAACACUUUCUAGAACCUGAUACAUACUCACUUUUAGCAACAAUGGCAGCUUUUUUAUUUAUUUUUCAUGAUACCGGGAAAUGCAGAACUACUAUUUAAUACUGUGUAGAUUGUCCACUAACAGGGACAAUAACAUUUUUCACUGUUUACACAACAUUGUCUAUGUAAUUAAACUAGAAGUCUAGAAUAUGUGUACAUUUUGGAAAAAGUAGCUUUCUAAAUGUGAAUUUUGCACAAUAUGUAAGUAUACAAAUGCAUGAACAAAUGUUUCAUAACAUUCAUUAUAGAAAAUCUGAGCUUGCUUGAUCUUAGUUUUUAUCAAAACAGUCAGGCAUAGUACUCAGUUUGAAAAAAAAAUAAAUGAAACUUGACAUCCAUAGAAUAAACGUGUUUAUUCAUAAAUGAAGGCAAACUAUAGAUCCAGCCAGGGAAGAAAUUCGAUUUCUUUUCUUUUUUUAUGUAAAAAUCAUACAAAUUAGUAUCUGUGUUACAAAUGAUAAAUAAUACUUCGUAAAACAUUGUUCAAAUUGACAAAUAGUGUAAACAACACAUAGACAUAAAAUUAUGUUUUGGUCAUCAGUGUUUUUUUUCGUUUGCUUUUUUUUUAGUCACUGGUUACAAGGUGGUUAAAAUGCAAAUUUACAUGCUGUGAGAUUGGCGUUUCUUCCAAGCACACAGCCUUAUCUAAUCCAGCAUUGUGUCAUCGUAAGUUAUUGUGAAGUCCAGUAAUAAGCCGUGGAGCUGCGUCACAUUACCAACAGAAUCUAGGCAGGUUGUUGUCAGUUAAUAGUGAAAGACAAUAUCAACACAGUGAAUUGUCACACUCAUUUCUAAGGUGAUUUUAAAUUAGGGCAGGUCAGAGCUGUUGUUCAAACCUAACACCUUUCACAUUUAUAAGUCUUUUAAUAUGCUCAGUACCAAGACACCUGCACUGUGAUCUGCUCAAAGAGACAGCCAGAUAUAAUAAGUGAUUACAAUGUCUGUAUGUCACAUUUAACAGUGCACUGUUGUCCAAAUAUCUAAAACUGACAUCUACACCAAACAGUGAAGAUCAAAAGCAAAUAUACAAAAUACUAGAGCCAAAUACUCUGUACACUUUUAUGGAUCCAUUACCAUGUCCGUAAAUUCUUUCUUUAGAAAAAUGUGUUGAUUAAACCAGCAUAUUACAUUAAUAUUCAGUUUUUAUUUCUCUACUUGUAGUUUGAUUGUACUGUUUUAAGGAAAUCUAUCCUUGGUGGUCGCAUAUAACACAUAAAUUAUUCAAUCUUCACUUUAAAAAAGGUAUUGCUUAAAAAAAAUGUAAAUAAAUUACAGAAGUAACAUUCCCUUUUGGGUUCUUUUGGUACAUUGUACAAAAACGGAAAGAAAAUAAACAUUGUGCAUAUACUGUGAAUUAAA
Molecule: messenger RNA, 7845 nt
Organism: Amphiprion ocellaris (clown anemonefish)
Lineage: Eukaryota; Metazoa; Chordata; Actinopteri; Pomacentridae
Product: sodium/potassium/calcium exchanger 1-like
Exons: 9
Coding region: 4042-6264 (740 amino acids)
Biological process (GO): calcium ion transmembrane transport; long-term synaptic depression; intracellular calcium ion homeostasis
Cellular component (GO): membrane
Molecular function (GO): calcium, potassium:sodium antiporter activity; calcium channel activity
Source: RefSeq, a predicted model, not a curated record